Aspergillus vadensis CBS 113365 is the source of this 735-nucleotide messenger RNA. Its product is annotated as putative peroxidase. Lineage: Eukaryota; Fungi; Ascomycota; Eurotiomycetes; Eurotiales; Aspergillaceae. The transcript has a single exon. The record is from RefSeq and is a predicted model, not a curated record. Gene Ontology annotation, molecular function: peroxidase activity. The coding region runs from base 1 to 735 and encodes 244 amino acids.
AUGGAGCUCCAGAAGGGCCAUUACCAUCCCGCAGGACCAGACGACCUACGUUCUCCGUGUCCGGUCCUUAACUCCCUUGCCAACCAUGGCUAUAUCGCGCGCGACGGGAAAUCCAUCACCGCCGCCGAGCUGAAAUCAGCCAUUCGAUAUGUCGGAUUAGGCUUAGACUUAGCCUCUGUUCUCGUAAGCCGCGUCUUCCAAGUCCACUCCGACGACCCAAACCACGGACCACCAGGAAGCUCCAAAGUUGGGCUACGCGAUCCAGGCCAAGUGAAUCAAUACGGGAUUCCCGUGCUCAACCUCGAUCAAGUCGGCCGUCCUCAUGCAUUAGAACACGACGUCUCGAUCACCCGUCAAGACCGCGCAUUGGGCGACUGCAUCCACCUAGACCCUGACCUAUACAAACAGUUCCUUCGAACCGCGAAGGGAGGCAGGUUUCACACCACAAUAAUGGGAAGGUAUCGAAAGGUCCGAUAUGAUGAGCAGCAGAGGGACAAUCCACACCUGCAAUUCGGCAAGUUCGAACACUACGUUGCGUGUUCUGAAGUGGCAGCACUGCGAAGUGUCUUUGGGAAGGGUGUCACGAAGGGCAUUCCGGAUGACUAUGUACGGGCUGUUUUUGGCGAAGAGCGUCUGCCGUACGAUGAGGGUUGGAGUCCACGACGGUUCAAGGUGUAUUUUCCAGAGGCACUAGCGAUGUUGUUAGUCAUUUCGCACUAUGCUUGGCCUUGGUGA